AUGACCAACAAGACCAUCGCCGGCCACGUCCUGGUUCCCGCCACGGAAGCACAAGACCAGAUCGCGACCGAGCGCGAGUGGGAGGAAUGGGGCAAGCCAUUGUUGACGCAAGACCAAUUCAUUACUCGUGAGAAGCGCGUGCUUGGGCCUACGGACUUUUCCGUCACUCGUCGACAGCGGUGGGCGCUGGUGCCUGCGGACGAUACGACAACGACCGACUUUCUCUCUGCAUGCGAGACGUAUCGCCGACCGAUCCUGGUCAAGCGGCCAGGGAAGGACGAGGUGGAGCGAGCCCUUUCGUACAGCGUCUGUUCGGUCUUUGUCCCGGAAAACAAGCGACGCAACGGAUAUGCGGGGCAGAUGAUGAGGCUGCUGCAGCACAGCCUCAGUCCGCAAGACGACGUGCCUGCGCUGUUGGACCAGCAGGAGCAAGCGAGCAUCGAAGCGAGCGGUGCGCUGGUGGUUCCAUUGCACGAGGAAGGUGGCGAGUUCAAGGACGGCGGCAAGUACGGUGGCAACGCAACGUGCUCGUUUCUGUACAGCGAUGUAGGCGACUUCUACUCGCAAGCCGGAUGGACCGUGCUUGGCAACCGCCACGUCGAGUGGAAGCCCCUUUCGAGCCAAGACAGGCCAGAUCCCCUUCCGGACGGAGCAAAGUGGCUCCAGCCGGAAGAGCUCAGCGAGGUCGGUCGUAUCGAUCGCCAGUAUCUGCUCUCGCAGCUGCAGAACACCUCCUCCGACUCUACCGCCAUUCGAUUCUGCGUCGACGAUCCCGAAGCAACAUCGUGGCGAUGGCUCAUCAAGCGCUCCUACUUUUACGCUACGACGCUGCUUCCCGAGUCGGCACCCAAGCCAACCUUCUUCGGGCUCAAGCUUUCGUCAUCGAGCGGCAAAGAAGCUGACGCUUCGUAUGCAGUCUGGAUGUUUGACUUCAUCGAGCGCAAAGUGGCGUUCCUUAGACUGCGCUACACUUCUCCCUCUGCGUUUGCGCAGCUGGUAGGCGCGGUAAGACAACAAGCAGCCGAAUUCGGGAUGAAGAAGGUCGUCGCUUGGAACGUCGAUCUUGCCAGCUUGGAGGCCAAACUUACCGAUAAGGACGAGAGCAAGCUCAAGGAGGGAGAGAGGGUGGACAGCUUCGAGAAAGAGCUGCAAGGAGGCGUGGUGGUGGAGAGGAAGGGCAGCAGCGCAAGUCUCCCUGCGCUGGCUUGGUACGGUGACAAGAAGAAGGGCGAAAAGAUUGAGUGGGUGUGCAACGAGUAUGGCUGGUGGUGCUAG
Kalmanozyma brasiliensis GHG001 is the source of this 1275-nucleotide messenger RNA. RefSeq lists its product as uncharacterized. The record is from RefSeq and is a predicted model, not a curated record. The coding region runs from base 1 to 1275 and encodes 424 amino acids. The transcript has a single exon. NCBI's taxonomy places the organism in Eukaryota, Fungi, Basidiomycota, Ustilaginomycetes, Ustilaginales.